UGUAUGAACUCUUUUGCUGUCGUCUUUGAAGUUUGAUCUAAGUUUCUGAGUUCAUUGCCGUUUUUCUAUGAGUCUUGAAGUCUUCCAUAAAAACUCCUGCAUACCACAAAGAGUUUGUAUUUGGUGAGACCUCAGAAUUUUCUGGAGUGUCUUGAUCACCAAACCAACCGAAAUGCAGCCAAAUGUUUGCACAACUUACGAUGUCUGUAUUCUACUGGUUCCUCGUCGAAUUCAGUGCAUGCUUUAUUUAAACGAACUUGGAAUAUGUUUUGUACCAAAUCACUCUUCUUUCCCCAACAAAAUGCAUAUUCACAAGAACCUAGUAAUUGAGUGCAAGAAAGAAAUCAUAUUAAGAAAUAAGAAAAAGCAAAAUACAGGCCUAAAAAUAAGUUAUUUCAAAACAAGAAAGGUGUACGAAAAGAAAAAAAAAUUACAAAUCCUUGAAAGAACAAGUCUUAAUAUACUUUUCUCAUCUGAUCAAAAAGCUUCCGAAUGCAUGAAAGCAAUUGAGUUUUUCUUCAAAAGUGCUCACACAAACAACGCUAAACCUUAUUUAGUCUUAAUAAAUCCUAAAAGUGGAUCAGGAAAUGCUCUGAAUGGUUUUAACUUCGAAAUUUCCCCCAUUUGGAAACAAAUGAAUGUUCCAUAUGAAUUAUUUUGUACAGAAUAUCCAGGCCAUGCAGAAAAUUUUAUCAGAAAUUUACCAAAAGCUAGUCUUUUACGUUAUCGAGCAAUAGUUACGUGUUCAGGUGAUGGACUAGUGUAUGAAGUAAUUAACGGAUUCAUAUCAAGAAAAAAUUAUGAUGACGCCAUUGAUGAGGAUACAAUACCUGUUGGAAUUCUACCAGGAGGUAGUGCUAAUUCAACUGCUGCUUCAGUUUGUUAUCAUUCUGGUUUAUUGGGCAAAUCAUCACUUUUAUCACACUGUGGCUUUCUGUUAACAUUACCAAUUGAAAAUUUACAAAAUAGUCAAUCUAAACAAGUUAAUGAGCAAAGUGAAAAUUACAAUUUUACUUUACCACUUUUACCGUGUAUCAGUCCGAUGAGUGGUAUACACUUUGGAACAUGUGACAGAAAUUUUCAUCGAUACGGUAUUCAAAGUAUUGAAUGGGGUUUCGUCGCUGAUUUGGACUACAAAAGUGAACGAUUUCGUUGGAUGGGUGAAAAAAGAUUUCUACUUUAUGCAUGUUACUACCUUAUGAAGAAACCAACAUACCGUGCUAAAUUAUCAUACUUACCGUUUGAUAAUGUACUAUACCAAAAAAACAAGUAUAAAAAUGAUGAACUGGUUCAAAAAUCUUCUGUACCAUCAACGGCAUGUGGAAAUUCAAGUGAUUUUACAGAUAAAUUAAACGUAUCUCCUACACAGAUCAAAAAGUCGUGUCAAUCCUGGUCGUUUCUACCAGAAACUAACCAACCUAUUUCCAAUCACCAAGAUAAAUGGGUCACUUUAGACAAAAACUUCGUUACAAUAUUAGUAACAAAUCACUCUCAUAUAACAUCUAGUACCGUAAUGUAUCCGGAUGCUCAUAUCAGUGACCCAUAUUUAACUUUAUUAAUUCUGCAUGAAAACACAACAAGACUUGAUUUGUUAGCUUUGGGACGAGCAAUGUCAAAUGGUCAAGGCCUACAAUCAACAUCAAACAUGGAUAUUGUAAAAAUUUGUGCUCUACGAAUAGAACCGUAUUCUAAAGAUUCAGUCAUCACAAUGCUGGACGGAGAGCUCAUGCCUUCAGGCACAUUUCAAGCAGAAGUUAUCCCAGGAAUUUUAAAUGUUAUUUCAGGUACCAAGGUUGUAUGAACUCCAUAUUAUUUCAGGUAAUACUUAUUACUGCUAUAAGAAACUUGUCGUUUAGCCUGUAAUUAUAUGUUGAUUUAUGAAAAUAUGAUUUUAUGACAAAAGGAUUAGGUAGAGACUUAUGCUGUCUUCAAUCAGUUAACUAUUAAAAAUAAAAACUGGAAUUGUGGAAGUUAUUUUCCAAAACAUAAAAAACUAAACGUUUGAAAUAUUCAAAGAAGAAUAAAAGUAACAUUAGCAAAUUGAUUUCGGUACUGAAGCCUACUGAAGUAACCGAUUUUCUUCCAAUACUCUUAAAAGUCCUAACAUUUUAAAUGAACAAUUGAGGAUUGAUGUUUCACAUAAUAUCAUCAAAUGUCUGCAGAACUACAGUUUUCCUUUAGUACUGAACUUGCAAUUUUAAAAAAUAAACAAAUAGAGGUUAUUUGUCAUUCUUCUCUUGUUUAUUUGCUACUACUUCAGGUAAAAUGUUAUAUAAUGACAUUUAGUUCUAAAUUUUAUUUAUAACUUAAUUCUUGGUUCAGCAGACCAAAGGCCAAUACAACAAAGUAUUCUCAUUCCCUCUUACGCAUAUUAAAAUUAUUGAAAGAUUAUUCACAGUAAUUACAGUGUGUUGUGUUAUGUCCGAUUUUAAAAAUGAAUAUAAUAUUUCAUUUUGGUAAUUAAAAACAGAAUUACAUAGUGAAGAAUUGUGUAUACGAAUAGAAAAUUGCUGAUUUCAAUACUGGAUCCAAUAGACAUUUCCUACUCCUUUGAAGGAUCAUAAACAUUAAAAAACAUAUCGUUUGAUUUUGAUCAUUUGAAGCACACAUUAAAUAUUUGCUCUUAACUAUGCUAUACUGAUCAACGAAAAUCCGUUACUAAGGGUAUAGUACCAUUAAAAAUAAGAAAUAACACUGACUGAGCAGAAAAGCAUUUCAAAUGCUUACUUAUUCUAAGGGAAUUUAUACUUGAAUCAUAAACUGAUAGCAAAUUGUUUCGCGCUCAUUCAAAGUUAGCACUCGAAUGAAUUACGUUGUGAAUGGUAUAGUGAGUAGAAAAUAACAUUUAAGCAUACGGACGAGUGAAUAACAAUUUUUAUAGAUAUGUUUUGAAAAAAACAGAACUUUUAAUAGAAAAUAACUUUCAUGUUUUAAAUCCUGUUUUGCAUACAUCGUUGCUUGCAUACAAUUAGUAUAAUUUCAAGACAAUUUCUUUUAUUACACUUGGUAUCGUUUACUUGAAUCUUCCCAUCGAUGUUUAGAACUGUCAUUGAUCAGUCUCUUAUUGGCAUAUGUUCAUACUGUACAUAUUGCCUUGAUAAUGCCUUAAUUCACAAGCAUUCUAAGUAAAGAUGGAUAGUGGCUAGCAAACGAAUCCAAAACAUGAAUUUCAUCCUAUUCAGGACUUGUCAACUGGAUGAACCUUCAUCCUAGAGUUGUUAUUUGAAACAAACAAUAUUGGGUUCAAGUCCCAGAGUGAAUAACAAAUCUGAGAUACAAGUACAUCCAGCUAACGAGUUUCAAUUAGGAUGAAAAUCCUUUUCUGGAUUCCACUGAGAGUCACUAUCCAUUUUUACCUACGAUUUUUUUAAAAUUAUUUAAAUA
Schistosoma curassoni is the source of this 3384-nucleotide messenger RNA. The record is from the annotation of a GenBank genome assembly. Lineage: Eukaryota; Metazoa; Platyhelminthes; Trematoda; Strigeidida; Schistosomatidae.